This is a messenger RNA of Diaporthe amygdali, 1182 nucleotides long. RefSeq lists its product as uncharacterized. The coding region runs from base 1 to 1182 and encodes 393 amino acids. Gene Ontology annotation, molecular function: nucleotide binding. The record is from RefSeq and is a predicted model, not a curated record. The transcript has a single exon. NCBI's taxonomy places the organism in Eukaryota, Fungi, Ascomycota, Sordariomycetes, Diaporthales, Diaporthaceae.
AUGGCCCCCAUCCGUGUCGCAAUCAUAGGUCUCUCCGCAAGCGCAACAACCUCGUGGGCAGCUGAAGGACACCUUCCUUACCUACUCCUCCCCCGCGCCAGGGAGCACUACGAGAUCGUAGCCCUCCUCAACUCCAGCGUCCAAGCAGCAGAGGCAGCAAGGGCUCACUUCGACCUCCCUGCCUCCGUGAAGGCCUACGGCGACCCAGCCGCGCUAGCCAAGGACCCCGACGUCGACCUCGUCGUCUGCAGCACCCGCGUGGACACGCACGCGGCCGUCGUGAAGCCCUCCCUCGACGCAGGCAAGGCCGUGUUCAUCGAGUGGCCCAUCGCGUCCAACUAUGCCAGCGCGCUGACCCUGACAGGCACACCCGGGUUCGCCAAGAGCGUCGCGGGCCUCCAGGGCCGGGUGUGCCCGCCCGUCCUCAAGCUCAAGGAGCUCAUCGACUCCGGGCGGAUCGGCAAGGUGCUGAGCAGCGAGGCGCGCGUCUUUGCCAACAUCCUGGCGCGCGACUCGCUGUCCGAGGGCUUGGCCUACUUUGCGGACCGCAAGGUCGGUGGCAGCCCGCUGACCAUCACGUACGGGCAUGUCAUCGACUACGUGCACGAUGUGCUGGGCGAGUGGGAGGGCGGGCAGGCGGCGAGCAGGAUGCAGAUACAGCGGCCUGAGAUCCGGAUCCUGAGCGGCGAUGGGGCCGUGACGAGGACGGUGCAGUCCGAUGUGCCGGACUUCCUUGCCGUUCACGGGCAGCUCGCGCCGGCCAGGAAGAACGUUGCGGACGGUGUGUCGCUCGCCGUCACGCUCAGGCUCGGUCCGCCUUUCAAGGGGCAGCCGGCCUUCGUAUGGAGUAUCAACGGCGAAAAGGGGGAGAUACUACUUACCAGUCCCUCCGGGCCGUAUAUUUUCUCUGGGGACUCAUACGACGAGCCUGUCCGGAUCCAGGUUCAUGACCAUGAGUCCGACGAGGUUGUUGAUGUGGAGGUGGAAUGGAAGGACUGGCAGGAGGAGCUACCUCUGCGGGCGAGAUGCACCGGCGAGGUUUACGAGCGCUUUGCCAAAUGGUGGGACGACGGCGCUUCCUCAGACCCUGGGCAGCUGUCAGAAGCGGAAGCCUUCCCAAGUCUUACUCACUCGUUUGAGAGGAUGAAGGAGUUUGACACCCUUCUGAAAACAUUGGAGUGA